Olea europaea var. sylvestris is the source of this 534-nucleotide messenger RNA. RefSeq lists its product as uncharacterized. The record is from RefSeq and is a predicted model, not a curated record. NCBI's taxonomy places the organism in Eukaryota, Viridiplantae, Streptophyta, Magnoliopsida, Lamiales, Oleaceae. The transcript has 2 exons. The coding region runs from base 1 to 534 and encodes 177 amino acids.
AUGUCCGUCCUAAUAGUGUACGUGGAUGAUAUAAUAGUUACAGGUGAUUUCACAGAUGAGAUGGUUGAGCUAAAGAAGACUCUUGCUAACCAAUUUGAGAUUAAAGAUCUAGGAAAUCUCAAGUAUUUCCUCGGAAUGGAAGUGACAAGAUCAAGUACAGGAAUCUCUGUUUCACAAAGAAAGUAUGUCUUAGAUUUACUCAACGAGUGUGGAAUGCUAAGAUGCAAACCAGUGGACACUCCUAUGGUGAAUAUUAAAAGGUUUAAAAUGGCAGAGAUGGGUGUUCUAGUGGAUAUCAGAGACAUUAGUUUUUCAGUUAGUGUUGUAAGUCAAUUCAUGAAUGACUCAAGAGAAGAACACAUGGAAGCGGUCAACUGGAUCCUGAGAUACUUGAAUUUAACCCUUGGUAAAGGGUUAUUCUUCAACAAAGGCUCCAGCCGAGAGGUGCAAAUUUACAGUGAUGCUGAUUGGGCAGGUUCGGUUACAGACCGAAGAUCUACAUUUGGUUAUUGUACCUAUGUGAGGGAAAUCUAG